Molecule: messenger RNA, 7578 nt
Organism: Oryzias melastigma (Indian medaka)
Lineage: Eukaryota; Metazoa; Chordata; Actinopteri; Beloniformes; Adrianichthyidae
Product: neurexin-2
Exons: 22
Coding region: 1159-6075 (1638 amino acids)
Source: RefSeq, a predicted model, not a curated record
AAAAAUGUACAAUAGCACUAAAAGAAAAAAAUAAAUGAAAAUAUAAAUAAUGAAUGAAAAAAGAAGAAAUUGGGUUGAACUGUGUUUUGUCCUUGUUUACCUUGAUAUAAGGUAAAUGAGUCUGACCGAACCCUCAACCCAAAAACCUUUAAAAACUCUGAUUGUGGAGUGAAGUCUGACUGCUGCUGCUGCUGCUGCUGAUGCUGAUGCUGAUGCUGAUGCUGAUGCUGAUGCUGAUGCUGAUGCUGCUGCUGCCCUCAGUGUGGCGGAGGAGAGAAAGCAUCUUUGUCUGCUCACAGCAGCUCUGGGCUUCCCCCCCUACCUGCCUCCAUCGACACAGCAACAUCUGACGAUAAGAAGACGGAGCUGGAGCUUUUUUCCCCCCUCUCCUGAAGACGGAGCUCGCCUGCUCCUCUCCUCUCCUCUCCUGCUGUCGGGGGGGAUCUGCGUCUUCAUUUUGUUCGUUCUCAUGGAAUAACCCAUCCGUCCGCGUCUCCAUGUGUCGGAUUGCUGGAUGCUGCUCAGGUAAACGACACCGCACACCUCCCACACAGAAACGACCUUCUGGACGGCGGGAAUUGGUGUUUUUUCUUUUUUUUUUCAUUUAUCCCUGCGCCCCCCUUCUCUCUCUCCAUUCCUUCAAAGACAGUGUUUGUUUUGCAGUUGCGGCUCCCCAGUUGCGGAGACUUGUGUUGUGGUGUUUGUGGUUUUCUUCUUCUACUGGAGGACGCUUUUUUCUGGCGUUGUUCAGCAGCCGUUUGAGGAUGAUGGGCUGCUGACGGGAGUGAAGGCCGUAUCUAGGCGACAUGCCUAGACGACCCAUGGAGAACUGACGGAAACGGUGCUGGACGGAGCCCAGGACACUGGAUGGCGAAGAAGAAGAAGCCCACAGUCUUUUGGAUCAGCCGUGUUGUUUGUUGUCUAUGUCAGCUCAGCCUAAGUAGAUGCAUAGCAGUCUGCGAUGUCCCGCCGGUGCUAAGAGAUGACCAAAAGAGUCAAGAUAGACAGUCAGGGCUAGACGAACUUCUACACUGGACAAGUAGCCUUAUUUCUGUAUAUUUUGUCUGAUAACAAAGCAACUGUAGACAGUACUUUUGACUUCUUGAUUGAAUUGGACGCCAAAAGAGAGCCAGAAGAAGAUAACAGGCAGUAACCAGCAUGGGCAGCUAUAAAGGCAAGGUCUUCUGGUUCUUGCUUCUAGCAGGAUCGAUUCUAGGGGGGUUAGCUUUGGAAUAUGAGGGGGUUCCUGGCCAGUGGACGCGCUACGGCCAGUGGGACGCAAAGGUGACAGGUGAGCUCAGCUUUAUCCUGAAGACCAACAUCACCAAGGCCCUGGUGCUCUACCUAGACGAUGGGGGGAACUGCGAUUUUCUGGAGCUUCUGCUCGUGGACGGCCGGCUCCAGCUGCGCUUCACCAUCCACUGCGCCGAGCCAGCCUUCCUGCACACCGAGACGCACGUGAACGACCAGCGCUGGCACAGAGUCACGCUCACCCGCAACCACAGAGAGACCAGGCUGGUAGUGGACAACGAGGAGAAAGCAGCUGAAGUGAAGUCCAAGAGGAAAGAGAUGGUGGUGGCCAGCGACCUGUACGUCGGAGGCAUCUCGCCAGACGUGCGUCUCUCCGCUCUGACCUCGAGCACCGUCAAAUACGAACCGCCGUUUCAAGGCUUCAUCAGCAAUUUGAAAGUGGGCGAGGCGCUCCCCAUCCUACUGGACGGUCAGGCGGUCCACAAUGACCUGGAGUACAUAUGUGCCACAGACUCUCCCUGCAGCAACAAAGGGAUCUGCUCCAUCGAUCAAGGAGAGGUGCUGUGCAACUGCAUCAGUACCAGCUACCAGGGAAGGUACUGCAACGAAGUUGUCCAAAAAGAAGUAGAAGGUCUGGCGCACCUGAUGUUAAACCGCCAAGUUUAUCGCCAAGGGCAGAAGGAGUCAGUGGCCACCUUUAGAGGCAAUGAGUUCUUCAGCUACAACCUGUCCCAGACUCCCAUCCAGAGCAGUCUGGAUGAGAUCACGCUGUCCUUCCGCACGCUGCAGAGGAACGGCCUGCUGCUGCACACGGGCCGGUCCGCCGACUACGUCAACCUGUCCCUGAGGAACGGCGCUCUGUGGCUGGUCAUCAACCUGGGCUCCGGAGCCUUCGAAGCUCUGGUGGAACCCGCCAGCGGCAAGUUCAACGACAACGUUUGGCACGAUGUGCGAGUGACGCGCAACCUCCGCCAGGUGACCAUCCUGGUGGAUGGGAUUCUCACCACCACCGGCUACACCCAGGAGGACUACACCAUGCUCGGCUCGGAUGACCUCUUCUACAUAGGGGGCAGCCUGAACACCGCCGACCUGCCGGGCUCGCCUGUCAGCAACAACUUCAUGGGCUGUCUGAAGGAUGUAAUCUACAAGAAUAACGAGUUUAGACUGGAACUGUCACGGCUGGCUGAGCAGCGGGACCCCAGGAUCAGUAUCCAUGGUGACCUGGUAUUCAACUGCGAGAGCGUGGAAGCCCUGGAGCCGGUCACCUUCGACACCCCGUCUGCCUUCCUGACGUUGCCCAGGUGGAACACCAAGAAGACGGGAGCCAUCUCUUUUGACUUCCGCACCAGCGAGCCCAGCGGGCUGCUGCUGUUCAGCCACGGCAGCCUGCACGGAGCGCAGCCCGACCGCAAGCCCCGCGCCGACUUCUUCGCCGUCGAGCUGCUGGACGGACUCCUCUACCUCGUCAUGGACAUGGGCUCGGGCAGCAUCAAGGUCAAAGCCAGCGAUAAGCGGCUGGAUAAUGGCGAGUGGUGCCAUGUGGACUUCCAGAGGAAGGGGCGCAGCGGUUUCAUCUCCGUGAACAGCCAGAGCGUCCCCUUCACCGCAAACGAAGGCAGCGAGAUCCUGGACCUGGACGGGGACAUGUUCCUCGGGGGCCUACCGGAGGAGCGGCAGUCCCUCAUCCUGCCCCCCGAGGUGUGGACGGCGUCCCUCGGGUUGGGCUUUGUGGGCUGCGUCCGGGACCUCUUCAUCGACGGGCAGAGCCGCAACCUGUGGAGGCUGGCGGAGGUCCAGAUCGCAACAGGCGUCAGCAGCUUCUGCACCAAGGAGACCCACGUGAGGUGCAGCCGGGACACAUGUGCCAACGGAGGACACUGCAGAGAGGGCUGGAACCGACACAUUUGCGACUGCAGUGGCACCGGCUAUCUAGGUCCCAGCUGUGGGAAGGAGGCCACCACCGUGGGCUACGACGGCAACAUGUAUCUGAAGGUGGUGCUGCCGAGGACGAUGCACACGGAGGCGGAGGAUGUGUCGCUGCGCUUCAUGUCUCAGAGGGCCUUCGGGCUGCUGUUGGCCACCACGUCCCAGCAGUCAGCAGACACCCUGCGCGUGGAGCUGGAUGCAGGCAGAGUGAAGCUCACUGUGAACCUGGAUUGUAUCAGGAUAGACUGUAACCUCAGCAAGGGGCCAGAGACUCUCCUAGUAGGCGAGAAGCUCAAUGACAACGAGUGGCACACGGUGAAGGUGACGCGGCGUGGGAAGAACCUGCAGCUCUCCGUGGACAAUGUGACAGCAGAAGGUCACAUGACCGGCGCCCACACCCGCCUGGAGUUCAACAACAUCGAGACGGGCAUCAUGACGGAGCGCCGUUUCAUCUCCGUGGUGCCGUCCAACUUCAUCGGUCACCUGCAGGCGCUCUCCUUCAACGGGAUGCUGUAUCUGGACCAGUGCAAGAACGGAGACAUCUCCUACUGCGAGCUGAACGCUCGAUUCGGCCUGCGGCACAUCAUCGCCAACCCCGUCACCUUUCUGACCCAGGCCAGCUACCUGGCCUUCUCCACUUUGCAGGCCUACGCUUCCAUGCAUCUGUUCUUCCAGUUCAAGACCACCAGUCCGGACGGCCUGAUCCUCUUCAACUCGGGAGAUGGUAGCGACUUCAUCGUGGUGGAGAUGGUCAAAGGGUACAUUCACUAUGUUUUUGACCUGGGAAACGGGCCGUCGUUGAUGAAGGGGAACUCAGAUCGGCCUCUGAACGACAACCUUUGGCACAACGUGGUGAUUUCCCGCGACAACAACAACGUUCACAUCCUCAAGAUCGAUUCCCGCACUGUCACGCAGCACGCCAACGGAGCCCGCAACCUGGACCUAAAGGGGGAGCUGUACAUUGGGGGGGUCGGAAAGAGCAUGUACAGCAGCCUCCCCAGACUGAUCGCGUCCCGAGAAGGAUACAAGGGCUGCCUGGCGUCCGUAGAUCUGAACGGCAGGCUCCCCGACCUGCUGGCGGACGCCCUCCACAAAGUGGGAGACGUGGAGCGUGGCUGUGGAGGUCCCAGCACCACGUGCACCGAGGACUCCUGCCACCACCAGGGCGUGUGUCUGCAGCAGUGGGAGGGCUUCUCCUGUGACUGCACCAUGACCACCUAUGGGGGACCUUUCUGCAGCGACCCUGGGACGACGUACAUCUUUGGGAAAGGCGGCGCUCUCAUCACGUAUACCUGGGCCCCCAACGAAAGGCCGAGCACUCGGGCUGACCGAUUAGCCGUGGGCUUCAGCACGCAGCAGAAGGACGCCAUCCUAGUGCGAGUGGAAAGCACCCAUGGCCUUGGCGACUAUCUUGAGCUGCACAUAGAACAAGGAAAGAUUGGCGUCAUAUUCAAUGUAGGGACAGAUGACAUCACCAUCGAUGAGCCCGCUGUCAUUGUAAAUGAUGGCAAGUACCAUGUUGUGCGCUUCACACGCAGUGGUGGCAAUGCCACUCUCCAGGUGGACAACCAUCCUGUCAUUGAGCGCUACCCGCCAGGACACUAUGAUAAUGAACGACUGGCUAUUGCUAGACAAAGAAUCCCAUACAGACUCGGUCGGGUAGUUGACGAGUGGCUACUCGAUAAAGGGAGACAGUUGACCAUCUUUAACAGCCAGGCGGCCAUUAAAAUUGGCGGCCAGGACAAGGGUCGGCCCUUCCAGGGUCAGAUUUCGGGGCUGUACUACAACGGCCUCCAGGUGCUCAAGCUGGCGGCGGAGAGCGACCCCAGCGUUCAGGUGGACGGGAACCUGCGCCUUGUCGGGGACUCGCUCUCUGUGUUGACCACAGACAUCACGUCCGCCACGCCGCUGCCCGUGUCCGACAUGUCCACCACGAUCAUGGAGACCACCACUACCAUGGCAACCACCACCACCCGCAGGCAACGCUCGCCCAGCCUGAGGGAGAGCAUCUCAAAGCCUCAGAGCUCCGAUGAUAUUUUGGUGGCAUCGGCUGAGUGUCCGAGUGACGAUGAGGACCUGGAGGAGUGCGAACCCGGAACAGGAGGUGAAUUAGUGUUGCCUAUAAUAACAGUGGACUCCCUUGAGCCCCCAUCCAUCGCCACCCGCUACCCUUUCAUUCCUCCUCCUCCCCCAACCCACCUAUCCCCUCUCGAAACCACCAAAGAGUCCCUGAUACUCCCCCCUCAUCCCUCCUGCCCCCCGGACCAGGAGGACUGCGGUGACCCUGUGGAGGUCUCAGCCUUCGGCUCCGGGGAGAUGACGGAAUCCGAUGACGAAGACUUUAAUAAGAACUCCCCCAUGGUCACCGACAGGACAGUCCUUCCCCCACCUCCUGCCGCUGGCGACAGUGGAGUCCAAAAACCCCGCCCCUUACCUCCUUUUAUCCCCACCACCAACCCCGACCAGCUCCACAUUCCCGCAGGCAAAAUGAACACCCGUGACCAGGUGCUUCUACCCCCUGCUCCCCCGUCCUCCCGAAACACACCGGGACUAACUUACCCUCCCAAUUUUCCCCAUGUGCCCACAGCCAACCCCACAGCCUCAGAUGAAAAGAGCCAGCACGUGGAGGUGAUCAGGGAGGCCAGCAGCACCACGGGGAUGGUGGUUGGCAUCGUGGCUGCUGCUGCCCUCUGCAUUCUUAUCCUCCUCUAUGCCAUGUACAAGUACCGCAACCGGGACGAGGGCUCCUACCCGCCGGACCAGAGCCAGAGCUUUGCCAACAGUUCGGCCGUGGAGGGUAACGGGGCUGUGGUCAAGGACAAAAACACGGCGAAAGGCUCCGUGGCCAAGGCCAACACAAAGGGCAAAAAGAACAAAGACAAAGAAUAUUACGUCUGAGAGCCGAGGAGGAGAAACAGACACGGACUGGGACUAGAGGAGGAAUUUUUUUCCGCUACCUGGACUUGUCAGGUGGGCCUUCGGGGGGAAAAAAAGAAAAAGAAAAUAAAAACACAAACCACAAAAAAACUGCACAAAGCAAAUAUAUAUUGCUUUUCCGUGUCUUGAAAGUCAAAGUUGCCCAUUAGUGAUAAAUUCUUCUCGACGACACGAGAUCGGACUCAUCCUCUGUGUCAAAAUGUGCACUCUGUCAGCAUUCACCGAUUCUUUGUUGGAGCAUCAUCUUCUUUUUUUGAUUUCUUGGUUUCUACGAGCUUGGAGGAAGAAUACCCACUUUGGCUUUGUAAAUAGCAGGGGUGUGGCUGUGUACAGAAAGUCCCGAGAACAUCCGGUUUCUUUGGACUUCUUUGUGAUGCUGUAUCUUGAGUCUUAAUGUCCCCCAAAUAUGAUGUGUGAGGCACAACAGGGCCAGUUUUGUUUUCUUAUUUCUAGCAUCCUGAUGAGUGCGCAGGAAGAGAAAGCCUUUACCCGGGGAAGGCGUUUACCGCCGAGGCCUCCUUGUUCGUCCACUAUGGUCCAGGAGAUGCAGAGCGUCUCUCAUCCACCCGUUCAAGUGCGAUGGGUCAGAAACAUUACUUGUGUGAGUAGUAAGUGUGCCAUGCCGUACCAAGUAGGGAUAAUCGUGAACAAGUCGACCAGCAACCACCAGUGGAGGUAUUUCUCUGUAAACACUGCUUGUAUGUACUGUAUAUACAUAGAGGUUGGAAGUUACCGGGUAAGGUAAGACGAAGACGCUCGGCCCCCUUCCAAGCACAGAUUUUAAGAAAACGGGUUGCAACCCAAGCAGCUCUGAAGAGCACAAAGUCGCAAGUUCUGAUUGCCGAUGGCUCCGCCCUCGUUUCUCCUCAAACUGUCAUUGGAUAAUCCAAAAAAAACACAUCCAAAACGUUUGAGACAGGUGUUCCUUGUAAAGCAGCCAAACAUGUAUUUGUUUUCUAUCAGUUAUCAAAAGACUAUUCUAUGAGGUGAAUAAUUGAAAAUUUGUGAAUUGUAUUGAUAUUUCUCCGAUAUUUCCGUGUAUCUCGUCACCACCUUUUCUGAUCAUGUUCCAUUUUCAGAUUGUCUCUCAUUUGGAUUAUUUGUUUUUUGAUAAAAAGCACACUCCUCUCAAAGCUGCAGACGUGUUUGUUUUUGUCGGAUUCUUCACCGUCGGGAUGGAACAAACCAGUGUACUUUUUUUUUUCCAACGUGCUGAAUCUGUUACUCAAUGAAAUUGAUAAUACGAAGCCAUUCUUCUCUGUUGAGUUAUUUAUUCAUACGCUGUGAUCUCCUGUUUCUUUUAUUUUUUUUUAAUGAAAGUGCCAUUCAACAUGAGCAGCUCAGCACUUGGAAAAUAGACCAUUCCUCACUUAUUGCUAUUGUAUAAUGUUCAUGUGAAAUGGAUCUUAAUAUGUGUACAGAACGUGAAAAAAGAUGAAAAUACACUUGAUUAUAUACUUUGUA